Messenger RNA from Colletotrichum orchidophilum, 537 nucleotides. RefSeq lists its product as uncharacterized. The coding region runs from base 1 to 537 and encodes 178 amino acids. The record is from RefSeq and is a predicted model, not a curated record. The transcript has 2 exons. NCBI's taxonomy places the organism in Eukaryota, Fungi, Ascomycota, Sordariomycetes, Glomerellales, Glomerellaceae.
AUGCAGCCCACCCAACUCUUCUCCGCCAUUGCGCUCAUGGCUUCUGCCGUCGUCGUCGACGCCAAUCCGACCCCGGUGCUCGAGGCCGGCGGAACGGGACUGGAGCGCCGCGUGCCCAAGACCUCGGGUGCUGAGUGCAUUAAGGCGCCGCUAAGUGACGAUAAGGACCACUCCUAUUACACCAUCACUAUCGACACCGACGUCAAGGCCGCCGCGGCGAAAGCAGGCCUCUCUAAGAUUGGUAUCCGUCAACACUGCGCUUCCAACGGCGGUUUGUUUGGAAUAUUUGCGCAAAACACUGAAAACUGGGGCUUCGUCACCAUCGACAAGUCCGGCGCUAACCAGCAGUACAACAUCACGGUCGACCGGUGCAAGAAGAAAAACGACCGCCAUGUCUGGAGUUACAACGUCUGGUUGUGCGACGACAAGACCUACUGCGGAACCAACAACUGCGGACUGGACCGCGAGAUCUGCCCAGAGAAGAAGACAAAGGCGGUCAAUCUGACCGACCCCGACCCGUGGACCUGCGCUGUUUAA